Leucoraja erinaceus (little skate) is the source of this 6584-nucleotide messenger RNA. RefSeq names its product macoilin 1b (gene maco1b). The transcript has 11 exons. The coding region runs from base 259 to 2256 and encodes 665 amino acids. The record is from RefSeq and is a predicted model, not a curated record. Gene Ontology annotation, cellular component: rough endoplasmic reticulum membrane. Lineage: Eukaryota; Metazoa; Chordata; Chondrichthyes; Rajiformes; Rajidae. Gene Ontology annotation, biological process: neuronal signal transduction.
UCGGCCAGCCUGGAGCCCCAAAGGCAGCGCGGAAACACUGGCGUCAACCCAGAGGGGUCGGUCUCAUCUCAUUUAAUUCUUUGUUUGAAAGAAGAAGAAACAAAAACGGAGGAAGGGCGAAGCGGAGAAAAAUAAUAUUUCCAUGAUUUCAAAUUGCCUCGAAUUAAUUUUUUUUCUCAUUUUUUUUGUGUGAAAUUUUAUAUUUGAAACAAAAAAGGGAGGAAACAGUUUUGAAGAAGGGAAAGGCAGCGAAGGACAAUGAAGAGGCGCAAUGCUGAUUGCAGCAAGAUCAGGAGGCCGUUAAAACGGAACAGGAUCACCGAGGGGAUAUACGGCAGCACUUUCUUGUACCUUAAGUUCCUUGUUGUGUGGGCACUGGUGUUGCUGGCAGAUUUUGUCCUCGAGUUCCGCUUUGAAUAUCUAUGGCCUUUCUGGCUCUUCAUCAGGAGUGUUUAUGAUUCCUUCAGAUACCAGGGUCUGGCUUUUUCAGUAUUUUUUGUUUGUGUAGCAUUCACAUCAGAUAUAAUAUGCCUACUCUUCAUACCAGUGCAGUGGCUUUUCUUUGCUGCCAGUACUUAUGUAUGGGUUCAGUACGUCUGGCACACAGAAAGGGGAGUUUGUUUACCAACUGUAUCACUAUGGAUAUUAUUUGUUUAUAUAGAAGCAGCAAUCAGAUUUAAAGAUUUAAAAAAUUUUCAUGUGGAUCUUUGUCGUCCUUUUGCUGCACACUGCAUUGGCUAUCCUGUGGUGACACUGGGAUUUGGCUUCAAAAGUUAUGUAAGCUACAAAAUGCGAUUAAGAAAACAGAAGGAGGUCCAGAAGGAGAAUGAAUUCUACAUGCAGCUCCUGCAACAAGCUUUGCCGCCAGAGCAACAGAUGUUACAGAGGCAAGAACGAGAAGCUGAAGAAGCUGCUAUAGCCAAAGGAAUCUCGGAUAUGGAUUCUACACAACUCCCUCAACACAAUGGAGGAAUUCCAGCAGGUCGAAAAUUGACGACAGCUUUACCAGAACUAGAAUACAAAGAAAAAGGGAAAGAUAAGGACAAAGAAGCCAAAAAACCCAAUCUUGGGAUUAACAAUAAUAUUUUACAACCUGUAGACUCAAAAAUACAAGAAAUUGAGUACAUGGAAAAUCAUAUCAAUAAAAGAUUGAAUAAUGAGCUUGUAGGAAGCACAGAGAAUCUCUUGAAAGAGGACUCGUUUACGGCUUCUUCAAAAAAUUACAAGAACGCCACGGGGGGAGUAAAUUCUUCACCCAGAAGUCACUGCACGUCUAAUGGCAGCAUUCCUUCUUCCUCUUCUGCGAAGAAUGAAAAGAAGCAAAAAUGCACUGGAAAGAGCAUGAGUGUACACAAGGAAAUAAUGGAAAACUGUAUACCCAAUAAUCAGCUCAGCAAGCCAGACACAUUAUUAAGGUUGGAACAGGACAUUAAGAAGCUGAAAGCAGACUUGCAGGCAAGCAGACAGUGUGAACAAGAAUUGCGCAGUCAGAUCAACUCCCUGACUUGCACGGAGCGUGGUAUCCGUUCAGAAGUAGGGCAGCUCCGACAGGAGAAUGAGCUACUACAGAACAAAUUACAUACUGCAGUGCAAGCCAAACAGAAGGACAAACAAACAAUCAGCCAGUUAGAGAAGAAACUCAAAGCAGAACAAGAGGCAAAGACUUGUCUUGAAAAACUACUGAUGGAAGAGAAGAAAAGGAAGAAGCUGGAAGAGGCAUCUGCAGCUCGAGCUGUGGCACUUGCUGCAGCCACAAGGGGGGAAUGUACAGAAACUCUAAGAACUCGUAUUCGAGACCUGGAAGCAGAGUGCAAGAAGUUAACAAUGGACAUGAAAGUCAAAGAAGACCAAAUCCGUGAGCUGGAAAUGAAAGUACAGGAAUUGCGUAAAUAUAAAGAAAAUGAAAAAGACACAGAAGUAUUGAUGUCGGCACUUUCAGCCAUGCAAGAUAAAACACAGCACUUAGAGAAUAGUCUGAGUGCUGAAACUCGGAUUAAGUUGGAUCUCUUCUCUGCACUAGGCGAUGCCAAACGACAGCUGGAAAUUGCACAGGGGCAAAUCAUUCAGAAGGAUCAAGAGAUCAAGGAAUUGAAACAGAAAAUUGCAGAAGUCAUGGCAGUAAUGCCCAGUAUUGCCUACACAGCAGCAACCAGCACUCUGAGCCCUGUGACGCCACAUUAUUCCUCCAAAUUUGUGGAGACUAGCCCUUCAGGACUUGAUCCCAAUGCCUCAGUUUAUCAGCCCAUGAAGAAGUGACUGCGAGCCUCUUUCUCCUGUCCUUCCUAUUCCCUUACUCCUUUCCUGAACUUUAUCGAUGUGGUGACAUCAUGCAAGAGUGUUCUGCAGUCAAGAUGACAAUGUAAUGUGUGACUGUACGUACUAGUUGUAGUAAAAAAAAUACAAAACAUGACAUCAUGGUGUCGACUAGAACUGCCCAAUGGCUGCUUCUUUUCCUGUAAAUUUUUAGAAAAUUCCCAGAACUUUGCAGUUUGUUUUUGAAAGUCUGGUCAGUGCAUUGGUCUGGUCAGUUUUUUUUCUUUUUUUUUCUCAUUUUAAUUUGAUUUCCUCUUGAAGAAUUUUUUUUUUUUUUUUUUUUUUAAUAAUUAAAGCAGAUCUGCAAACCCACACAUGCAUAAUGACAGGGUUGGAAACUUGGCAAUAAAUUUUAGAUUGAUUUUGAAUCAUUGUUGCUGACUAGCUCUUUCACUGGCCCAUUUAAUCUAUUGAAUCUACAACAAUUCUAACACGAGUGUAGAAGUUUAGAGCUUUCAGUAAACUUCCUACAAGAUAAUGUGCAUCGGUCACCACAGCUCCUCCACGUUUAAUAUUAACUUGCACUUCUAGCUCUAAACUUAUCUGGUGCUGUUAAGUAUAGUAAACAUUUUAACAGUUUCAUUACAUGCUGGAAAUGUGUAUUAAUUCCACAUUAAUCACAUGGAAUAAGGCUGCAGAAUUCAAAAAGGGAAGGGAUGCACUUAGUGCAAGUGUUAGGGAUAUAUGCAGUGCCAAUUAGACAUUGAAUUAGAAAAUCAAAUGUGUUAAUUAAAAUGUGUUGUAAUUUGUUUAUAUCCAACUUCUAGAUCCUGCUUUCAAUUGGAAGUUAUCCAAAAUAGGCCUAAAGAUGCCCAGAGAAAGAUGUUCAACCAUUUAUUGAAAACUGAAGUUAUUUGUAUGAGGAGGCUCAUCAACACUCACAUCUGCAAGUUAUGGUUUCUCUCCUUGCCCAGCAGUUACCCACAAAUUAUAAUAGUUUUCUGAGAUUAAGCUUGUAGUUCAUGGCAUCCUAACAAUAUGUUAAUGAAGCUGGUAUUAUUGCCGUAGGAAAAUCAUUAGAGUGCCCUUUCUCAUGAAUUAGUUCUUUUCAAGACAUUGUACAAAUGUCCAUGUCGUUGAAAAUGACUGGUGGAAAAUGAGUGGUUUGGAUGCCAGGAUUGGGUUUGAUACCACAUUUGACCAUUUUGGUAUGAGACAUCACAGAAAACCUGAGUAUUUGUCCAAAAAGGGCUUCAGUAAAUGGGAUAUAAAUGCAUUACUACCAUUUUGUAGCAAUCUAUUGUUUCACUUGUGUAACUGGACAGUUUAAAAGGCUAAUUGAUUAUUUACACAACAGGUUAAGCUAAAAUUACCCAUAUAAUUCUGUAUGUAUAAAAAGGCAUAAAUUUAUUUGAACAAAAUGUAUUUGUCACAAAGCUGUCUUAAAAUUUGGAUUGGACCUUGGUGGUUGUUUACCACCAAAACUAGAGGGGAAGAUCACAUGAUUUGUUUUACUGUAAAAUUUAUUGAAAGAAACCCUCUAAAGUUGCCAUUCCUUCAUCAAUGAGAGGAUUAUUAAGGUAUACAUUUGUGAGUAACUGAUUAGCUAAAAUACUAUCAAAUUUCCUUUAUGUUGCUGUUCUUAAAAGUAUGAUUAUUACUUUUAUACCGCACAAACAUUGCUGUGAUUGUCAUAUUAAUAAUGAAACUCAGUUUUAUUGAAAUUAUUUAAAGUAUUCCAGAAUAUUUCGCAUGUUACCAUUUCGGACCUAACCAUCCUAGGACAAAUUGGACCAAACCUGUAAUUAAUUUUAGGUUUUAAUGGGUAACAACUUGAAACAAUUAGCCUCAUGAUUCAGAUAAUUUUUUUUUUUUAAUGUUUGAUUCAAAAUAGUAGUAAUCAUAGUGCCUUCAAAUUUGUAGACAGAGGAAACCACAUUUUCAAUAUUGCUCUCAUUCUUUUCCUUUGUCAUGUUGAAAGGUCUAACUCAAAUUUUCAAUUAUCUCCAGUGAAGACUAAUGGACACGUUUGAAAUUAAUGUGUUGUGCUUUAUAAAACCUUCAGUUAUUGACACAGGUAUCUUAUACUUUACAUCACUGCCUCAAUUUUAAGUAUUAUUACAGAUUUUCUUUUGUUUUUUUUGCACAGGUCAGCAGCAGAGUUAUUGAAUAUUGUCUCUCAUUUACCACUUAGCAUUAGUGUGUAUAUGAACCCUUAAUUUCAUUCAAUUUGAAGAUUGUUGAAUUUACAAAUUGGACAGUGCUAGAUCUGCAGUAUGAAAUAGCACAAAUAAUCAUGAUUCAUCAGUUAAGAUCAGGUGUUAAUUAAAACUGGAUUAAAGACGGGCCUUUACUUUCUAUUAGAUAUUUACUGUACUACACACAACUUGGUGCAGAAGGCAAAAUACAGACCAAAUAGUAUGUAAUUUUAUCUUGAAGGAAGUAUUUCCAAUGUACAUGCUGACCUGAUGCUGAGAUAUAUUUUAAUUCUUCAAACCUUAAAUGCUUAAUUUUCUUCUCAUGAGGCAUCUGCAUUGUCAUUACCUGAACAGUAUGCCAGAAUAUGAUUUGUUAUGAGUGGAAUGGAGGAAGGCAAAACAUUUUCUAUUGGAAGAUAAAUAAUUUCUGAAACAGGCAUGGAAUUACCAGUGAAUACCUUGUUUAAAAUUAUUUUUUAUGUUAGACUUGAACAUAAUCUCAUUUAAUUUGAGUUCAUCCAAGUCAUCAAAGACAUAAUUUGUUUUAAAAUAAUGCCAUAAAAGGCUUUUGCUUAAGUUGUUACUGAAGUUCACAAUGUUUUUAUUUUGAAAUGAUUGCUAUCAUUUAAUAGCACAUCAUAGGUGCUUAAAAUGAAUAUAUUUGUAUAUGGAUGAAAGUAAGAAAGGACUGAAAUGAUGAAAAGUGCACCAUGCAUCCAUCCAAUUGCCCCAGCCCAAAAUUAAAGUCUUUGACCAUGUGGUCUUGUGCAUUGAAGUUGAUUUUCAAUUUUUACUGUCCAAUAAAAUGUCUUUGUCUAAAAGACAUGAUAGACUCAAACAAUUGCCUUUUUGCAAUUCCCUUCCCAAUCCAAUGUUUAUUCAAUUUAAUGAAAUACACUUUUGAGAGCAAGCAAAUAUUUGGCAGAUGUUUACCAUGUGGUAUUGUGAGACUAGUAUUCCGUUCAAAUCCUGUAGAAGUUGAUUUUAAUAAUAUUUAAUUCUGAAGCACUUUUAAUUUUUGAUUAUCAAAGAAAUACCUAGUCAUGUAGUCCAAUGGUCCAUAUGGUAUGGAUUUAUUUUGCAUAAUUCUAAAGUACAACCAUAUAGUGUCAGCAAAGGCUGUUCCAUUGUGGUAGGCACCUUCAUGUAUCAAGCUGUUUUCAAAUUCCAACUCGUAAUCAUAUAGGUGGGAAGUAGCUAUUCAGCAGUUCCCAUGAAAGUGUCUUGGUAAGUUACAAUGUCAAAAAUUACUUUUCCAAAAAUUAGCAUUCAAGAUUUUAAGCAGUGUUCUACAAUAUUGAGUAUUGAUUAUACUGUGAUAAUGUCCCAACCUAAUCCAAAUGGAACCAUGAACAAUAUCAGUCAUGUCUUCACAAGACGUACAAAUGGUUUAAAUAAAAUUGUUUAAAAUGCAUCCAAGUAAAAUGUUCUGGUCAGGAGCUAACUUUUUAACAUUGUUCUUGUCCAUCUAUAUGGAUGUGUUACCUUUUAUAACCUUGGAAAACUGAGUAUAUAGUUUUGUAAGCUAAACUAGUAGCACUGCUGCUGCAUUUUAAGAUUUUGAAAUCUACAAAUGUAUGCAGUAAUUCUUAAUGUCUAAAUGUCACUUUCCCUACCCACAUUCCUCUCUUAAUUUGGAUGCUUAUUUUGCAUUUUGAACUAUUACAGAGCACUUUGUAUGCUUGCAGUAGACUCCAAAUGGGUUAUCUUUCCAGAUUUUUUUUUGUGCUUGACUGAUGUAUAUCCCUUGGUUCAAAAUGGACACCCUGUUUAAAUGACAAAUUAGGGUUUUUCUAAGGACAGGACUCUGUUGCAACCAGCAAAUAUUGCUAAAUUAUUUUUCUUUGACUGAAUACUAGCUUAAGCCAGAUCAGAAUGGCUUUGGCUGCCAUUUUCAAUUUUGAAUAACCUUGUAUAAUUGUCACCAUAAACAAUGUUGCAGAAAAUUGUCUCAUGGAUUCUUUGAGCAUUGUGCAGAACAUGAAAUAUUGUCACUGACUUUUUUUUGUGUUGAAGUUAACAACAACCCCAUCUCCACUUGUUGCCACUUUGGCACUUCUUUAUAUAACUGGUCUUGGCUGCAUUCUCUUUCUGUGGGGUUUACAAGGAAUAAAUGUUUUUCUUGCAGAUGGA